Zingiber officinale is the source of this 996-nucleotide messenger RNA. RefSeq names its product probable WRKY transcription factor 12. The record is from RefSeq and is a predicted model, not a curated record. NCBI's taxonomy places the organism in Eukaryota, Viridiplantae, Streptophyta, Magnoliopsida, Zingiberales, Zingiberaceae. Gene Ontology annotation, biological process: regulation of DNA-templated transcription. Gene Ontology annotation, molecular function: DNA-binding transcription factor activity; sequence-specific DNA binding. The transcript has 4 exons. The coding region runs from base 163 to 762 and encodes 199 amino acids.
AAUCAACGUAACCAACAAUUAGCCGACAUUUGUCAGUUAAUUCCCCCUUCCCCUUACUGCCCCACACCAUGAAAUGGAUGUGUAUUAAUUCGUAAAGCAAUAACAAGAGUAAGGGGGGUUGCUGCGAGCUAGCUAAGGGAUCUCUAUCUUUGCAGCUGAUCCAUGGAAGGAGGUGCCUCACGCUGCUACCUCCCUCCCCCCUCAGCCCCCUCUGUGGUGGAACUAGGGCACCCCGCAAGCAAGGACACCCUCCAAGAUCUAGGGUUUCUACUUCCACCGCAAGCAAGCAGUACUCCAUUCCUGCUGUCCACUGAUCAGCCUUCUCCUUUCUCCAACCCCGCCGCCGCCGCCAGCAGCAACGAAGAGGUAGGUACUUCGGACCUGAAAGCUCACCAUGAUCAGAGCUCUUGCAGAGAUGGUGCCAAUUCAUGGUGGAGGAGCACUUCGAACUCCAUGGAUAAGGGAAAGGUGAAAGUGAGGAGGAAGAUGAGGGAGCCGAGGUUUUGCUUCCAGACUAGAAGUGAUGUCGAUGUGCUCGACGAUGGCUACAAGUGGCGGAAAUACGGCCAAAAAGUUGUCAAAAAUAGUCUUCAUCCAAGAAGUUAUUAUCGUUGCACCCACAGCAACUGUCGCGUGAAGAAGAGGGUGGAGAGAUUGUCGGAAGAUUGUCGAAUGGUGAUCACGACGUACGAGGGAAGGCACACUCAUUCUCCUUGUGACGAUGCCAACUCUUCGGAACAUGAAUGCUUCAGCUCAUUUUAAGGCACACGGAUCGAGUUUAAUUGUCUCAUAAUUAAUAACUUAAAUUAAGUCCCAAUUUAAUCACUAGUGUUUUCGGAGUUUUCUUGAUUACGAAAGAAAAGGGAAAAAAAUAAUACUUUUCUGCUAUGAAUAAUAAUGCAUGUUUCUGAAUAUGUCUUUUGUUUAGGGACAUGGAAUUGAGUGAGGAGUUGGCUUGUAUUAAUUAUUGAUCAAUUCAACUAAUUAUUUGUGUUA